UAGAAAACAGUCGAACACUGUGCUCCAGUUAUACCUGCUAGAGUUAGUUCAGAGUCAUAGAGAGAGAGGGAAGAGCUCUUGUAAUGGGGUCUUUGAAAAGUGAAGAAGCUGCAAGGAAGAAGGCAAUGUGGCUCUACCCAAACCUUGCGGGAUUCAAUCCUUCUGCAAGAUGGGGGCACUCUGCUUGUUAUUAUCAGGGGAAUAUGUAUGUUUUUGGGGGGUGUUCUGGAGGUAUGCAUUACAGUGAUGUUCUUGUUCUUAAUUUUGAAACAAUGGUCUGGAACACUCUUGUAACAACUGGUCAAGGGCCUGGUCCUAGGGAUAGCCACAGUACUGUUGUUUUGGGUGAUAAUAUGAUAGUUUUUGGGGGUACAAGUGGCUCCAAGAAGUGUAAUGAUCUUCAUAUUUUAAAUCUGAUGACCAAAGAAUGGACUCGACCUGAAUAUGGCGGAACUCCACCAUCGCCUCGAGAAAGUCAUUCUGCCACACUUGUGGAUGAUGAAGAAUUAGUGGUUUUUGGGGGAAGUGGAGAAGGUGAAUGCAUGAAUGAUCUGCAUGUUCUAAACCUCAAAACCAUGAGAUGGACUUCCCCUGAGGUUAAGGGUGAUAUUCCUGUUCCUAGAGACAGCCAUAGUGCUAUUGCAAUGGGAAAGAAGAUGCUUGUGUACGGAGGCGACCGGGGCGAUAGUUAUUAUGGUGAUGUUGAUAUGCUUGACAUGAACACAAUGACCUGGACAAGGUUGGCUGUUCAAGGAUCUUCACCCGGUGGCAGGGCUGGUCAUGCAGCUGUGAGUAUUGGCACACAGGUCUACAUCAUUGGAGGCGUUGGACACAAACGGUACUAUAACGAUACAUGGGUCCUAGAUUCAAGUACUUGUUCAUGGACCCAACUCGAUGUAUGCGGCCAAAUGCCACAAGGGAGAUUCUCUCACACUGCUGUUAUUACAGACUCUCACAUUGCCGUCUAUGGGGGGUGUGGGGAGGAUGAUCGUCCUCUCAAUGAGUUGUUGGUGUUGCAGCUUGGAACAGAACAGCCAUACGAGUGCUACGAUGUUCCUAUAUGCAAAAUUUUUGGAAGCCAUUUGAACCAAGAGAGGAGAAGGUUCUCCAGGGGAGCUAAUAUUAACACGAAUGUAAAACCUUUGCUUAUGGGGAAUCCUGUAGCAGUAGGGCAGACAUCCAAUAAAUCAGGAUCAGAACAAAAACGAUCUUCUUUACACUCAGAUACUCUGCAUCCAAAAAGGAGAAGAACUACGACUGCUGGAGCACGGGAAUUUAAAUCAGAACAAGAAGAGCAUUCUCUAUCUAUGUCCCAGCAUUCAUCAUCAUCUCACUCAGACCAAGAACUGCAACAGACCCCAAUUACCAAUCUUGAAGAAUCUGCCCCACCUUCUCAAGGUUUUCAUAUCUUUAAGCAAUUAAAUCAGAGUCCGAACAUAAAGAUCUUAGAAGUUCCAGCCAAAGAUAUCAGGUUUUCGACACAAAGUCCGGAGGAACUUAGCCACUUGUUAGGCGCACAUCAAAUGAAAGCCAGACGAGAGCAGUAUCUUCAUGGUGGACCAAGCAUGCACUUUCAAACUGCAGAACACAUACCAGUCGUUGCAGCAAACCCUAUGCGGAACUUUAUUGGUUCUGAGGUCCAUGGCAAAGUUGAUGGGGAAUUUGACUCUGGUUUCCUUAUGACUGCAACUGUUAAUGGAAACAUAUUUCGAGGGGUCUUAUUUGCACCGGUAAGCUUCAAAUAUCGAACUAUGUUGCACAACUUGCACUGAAAUCCUUAGUGUAGU
Argentina anserina (silverweed cinquefoil) is the source of this 1787-nucleotide messenger RNA. RefSeq lists its product as uncharacterized. NCBI's taxonomy places the organism in Eukaryota, Viridiplantae, Streptophyta, Magnoliopsida, Rosales, Rosaceae. The transcript is spliced from 8 exons. Gene Ontology annotation, molecular function: protein binding. The coding region runs from base 84 to 1772 and encodes 562 amino acids. The record is from RefSeq and is a predicted model, not a curated record.